Messenger RNA from Anopheles marshallii, 357 nucleotides. Its product is annotated as migration and invasion enhancer 1. The record is from RefSeq and is a predicted model, not a curated record. The transcript has 3 exons. Bases 1 to 357 code for a protein of 118 amino acids. Gene Ontology annotation, biological process: positive regulation of filopodium assembly; negative regulation of apoptotic process. Lineage: Eukaryota; Metazoa; Arthropoda; Insecta; Diptera; Culicidae.
AUGGUUUCAACCAAUUUUGUGUACAGAAACAAAAGGGUGAAAAUGACCGAAAGUGAAGAACCGAAUCGAAAGCCGCGUGUUGAUAUCGAAUAUUGUAAUGUGUGCAACUCAAAACCACAGUGCCUAGAGCUAGCGAGCAUUAUACGUGAACAAAUCCCCGAAGCAGAAGUCGUGUGUCGAACAGGAAGGCGCGGUUCUUUCGAAGUGCAGAUCAACGAUACGCUGGUACACUCGAAACUGAGCUCGUUAGCUUUCCCACACUACGAGGAUGUUGUGCAGAAUGUACGUAAUGCAAGGGACGGGCUACCAGUUAACAAAGUGGCCGAACAACCGAUCACUGACUGUGUGGUACAGUAG